CUAAAUAUUGAAGAAAAUUUAGAUGUGCGUCACUAGAAUAAAAUUUAAACAUUACUAUAUAUAUUUUACGUAAACUUUGGAUGCCGUCCGAUCCUUUUUUUUAUUUGAAAGACUGGUGCCUCCAUCCAAGUCCCGUGCAGCUGGCCGCGGAUCUCUUUCUUCGUGCGUGAUCUCAUUAACUGUGUGGAUGUCCUAAACCUGGCGUACCUUGACAAACCACAUGAAGUCUUAUAUCACCUGCUUUGUAUGAACACAAACACCGCGUGGUUUACAUUUCAGUCAUUGGCACAGGUGGGACUGGCAUUAACUAAACACACGGAUAUUUUCAGUCAGAUAUACCGUGUAUUGUUGACAAAAGUUCUGUAUCAGCACACUGCGUCUGCCUCAGAGUAUUCUAUGUACCCCCCCCCCCACCCUACCCCAAUCCCCAAGUCAGUAGGGUGGCAGUCAGUUUACGAGCACCUUCUAUUUCCGCCAGUUAAUCACAGAGUUGUAACACCUGUAACACCUGUGAGCGUUAAGUCACAGAGACCUGGACAGCGAGGGUAGAGACUACUCCUGGACACUAAGGCUAAGGCACACUUGAGAGAUCAGGAGUAAUUCAUGGCAGCCAUCACCAUGACGCUGCCAAGGGGGACAUCGAUGACUUUUAUUGUCCUUGGAAUAGUAACACUGUCGUACGCCAUGAAUAUGACAGGAAGCAUGAAUAUGAACAUGGCGAACCACAACAUGAACAGUAGCAUGAAUAUGAACAUGACGAACCACAACAUGAACAGUAGCAUGAAUAUGACUGGUCACAAUAUGAGUGGCCAUAACAUGACUGGUCACUAUAUGAGUGGACAUAACAUGACUGGUCACAAUAUGAGUGGACAUAAUAUGACUGGUCACAAUAUGAGUGGACAUAACAUGACUGGUCACAAUAUGAGUGGACAUGACAUGACAAAUCAUGACAUGAGCGGACAUGACAUGACGGGUGGUCAUGCGACUUCAUUCCAUGUUGGUUUUGAAGAAAUAAUUCUUUUCCGAGAAUGGGUGACUUCAAACGAAUGGAAUUUUGCGCUCACGUGCAUCUUUUUCUUCAUCUUGUCUGUUCUAUACGAAGGCCUGAAAUCUUUUAGAGAAUACCUUAACCACCGGUAUGCCGGCAGUGUGGGGGAGAAGUACACCUGUCAAAAUGGCGGCGGCGGGUAUGACACAAACAUCAAGAAGCCAAAAGGAGGGUGUGGAGCCCACAUGUGUCGCUGCGUUCACUACCUCCAGGCGUUCCUCCACAUCCUCCAAGUCUUCGUCAGUUACGUUCUUAUGAUGGUCUUCAUGCUGCUCAACGUGUGGCUGUGUGUGGCGGUGUGUGUGGGGGCGGGUGUCGGCUACCUGUUGUUUGGCUGGAGGCGGAGCGUUGUCAACGACGAGAAUGAACACUGUAACUAACCAUACGCCGCCCUCUGAUAUCAAACCCCCACUAAAAUACUGUAAUGAACUACACAGGGGGCCACAUUCAGUGGCGGAUUUAGAGGGGAAGUCAGGGGGGACCUGACCCCCCCCCUUCCAUUUCUGGUCUCCUCUUGAAAUUAUAAUUUCGACUAGCUGAAUCAUAGUUUUAAACCUUACCGUACAGCGGAUUGAGAGGGGGGGUCAGUGGGUCUCUCUAGCUGGGGGAAAGAAAGGAGAGAAAAUGGCAAAGAAAUAGCCAUAGAAAAUCUGUGAAAACCUAAUGUAAAAAGUCUCUCUGUAAGCUUUGUGGAGGGUUAGUGCUUGCCACAUAUUUCCAUUUCUGAUUAAAAUCAUAUAAGGCCUAUCUGACAUUAUGAUUCAAGAAUGGCAUAUUUAUCUGUAUACCACGGAAUAAAUGAAUUAUAUUUUAAACUUUUUA
Molecule: messenger RNA, 1870 nt
Organism: Lingula anatina
Lineage: Eukaryota; Metazoa; Brachiopoda; Lingulata; Lingulida; Lingulidae
Product: high affinity copper uptake protein 1
Biological process (GO): copper ion transmembrane transport
Cellular component (GO): membrane
Molecular function (GO): copper ion transmembrane transporter activity
Source: RefSeq, a predicted model, not a curated record